This is a messenger RNA of Amphimedon queenslandica, 3294 nucleotides long. Its product is annotated as Down syndrome cell adhesion molecule-like protein 1. NCBI's taxonomy places the organism in Eukaryota, Metazoa, Porifera, Demospongiae, Haplosclerida, Niphatidae. Bases 61 to 3108 code for a protein of 1015 amino acids. Gene Ontology annotation, molecular function: protein binding. The transcript has 9 exons. The record is from RefSeq and is a predicted model, not a curated record. Gene Ontology annotation, biological process: cell-cell adhesion.
UCCCGUUUCUUUGCCGCACCUAUUUACUUACGCCCACACUAUCAAGCGAGUAGGUAAGAAAUGAAGCCACUUCUUGUUCUUUUUCUAUGUCUUCUGAAAGGAAUUAAUGCUGAACUUGAAGUUAGUAUUCAUCGUAUUCCCGAUCAACCGAUCCAGUUAUACUCUGGGGGCAGUGUAGUGCUAACUUGCACUGUCACAACAAGUUCUCCAAACAUCACUGUAACUGUGGAAUGGUUCAAGAGUUUGCAGUCACUACAACACGUCACUAACAGUAUACACUUAUCUCCUCCUUAUCGACUACAAGAACAUAUAUGGCAGUCAAGUAUUGAUCUUAGAGUACUCACUGUCCAAUUUUCCGGUUGGUAUUACUGCCUUGCGACAACUGUUGAUGGUAGUUCCACUCAAGCUGCAUAUUAUCAAAUAAAUGUGGAGGAAUCUGGUAAUGAAAUUUCUGAUAUCACUUUGCAUGAUACAUAUUCUAUAGGUAACAAAGCAACUGUUGAGUUAUCAGUUUCACCAACUUCACUAUAUGCUCAAGUACCUUUUACUGUUACUUCAAUCCUGCAUUUACCAGCAGUCAUAUCUCCACAAGUGAGAGUGGAAUGGUACAGGAAUGGAAUGAAGAAGAACAAUGAUGAUGUUAGAACUUUCUUUGUUAAUGCUACAACAGUAAACAGUGUUCUACAAGUCACAGAGCCUUUUCCAGCAUCUGGGAUUGCAUACACUUGUGUAUUCAAUGCUGAAAUGUAUGGAACUAGCAUAUUCAGUUUGAAUGGGUCAACCACUGGAUUGAGCAUUGAAAGUAAACCCACUCCUCAAGUAACAAUACUCUCCAAUGAGCCAAGCACUCCUUCUUCAUCUUAUAGUGUGACAUGCUUGGCUCUCGUGUUAGUCAAUGGGACACUGAAGCUAACAUGGAAAAAGGAUGGACUAUUAGUGAAAUCAGUUGAUAAUGUACAGUUAGGGCAGCCCAUGAAGACACAUAAUAGUACAAGCUUGAGGAUAAGAUUUGUCAAUGGGAUCAGCCAAGAAGAUGAAGGAAGAUACAUUUGCUCUGCUUCACUAGAAAUGAAAGAAUACGAUACCAUUUUAACAAAAACUGCUUCUAUUAAUAUUUUAACACCAACACGCAUUCUUAGCAUACAGACAAGAAGUAUACCGUCCAAUACUAAAUGGAUCGCUGGGAGUGAUGCCUCAUUACUGUGCACAGUACAGACUAAUAGAAAAGCUAAUGUUAGCAUAUCAUGGGAGACUAACACUGGGUCAAUCAGUACUAACCAUCGCUACUAUACUAAUGCUCUUACUAACACACUUUAUGAAAGUGUACUGGAGCUACAAUCAGUUCUUCACUCAGAGUUGUAUUACUGCAUUGUUUCAAUUAAUGGAUCCCCAAUGAGUGAGGAAUGGUACUAUCUCAAUGUAUUGAGCAGCAGCAAUUUUUCUACCAUCUCUGUGACACUACCUUCAUCAUCAGCAGCCCCUGCCAUAGGUGACCAGUAUAACCUCACUUGCACUAGUACUAGACCUAAUGAGCAAGUCAUGCCACUGGCAGUACACUGGACAAGAGAUAAUGUCAUACUUCAUUCUCACUACAUUUCAUCUCUUUUAUCUAAUACUACUCACGUCACGUCAGUCCUCUCUUUUGAGUCACUUCAGAUCACUGAUGGAGGGACAUACUUGUGUACAGUAACGUUUGAUAGGUUCUUUGGAGCAACACAGAGUACACAAGGAUCAGCUUCUGUCAAAUUAAAACUUAAAGCACCUCGUCCAAUAGUGACAGCAGUAGCAUCAUUUGACAACAAGAGAAUGACUUGUCUCAUUGAGUUUGAGAAACCACAUGAGGACAUAAGCAUUAGGAUUGACUGGCUGAUAGUACACAAUGAGAGACUGUACAUUGUUACUAGAGGAGAGGCUUUCGAAGGGAUCAUAUCUGACAUGGACACUACCGAGUGUGGCAGAGUGUACUCUCAAUAUAUUGAGACUGAGACUCUGUCAACAUACUCCAGUGUAGUGUGUCAAGUGAUGGUCAAUGGAUCAGGGAUUAUCAGUAGUGUAUCUAGAGCUAGACCUGAUGACACCAAUAUAGAUUCGUUGCUACCAGUAGAACCACAAAAUGUUCAUUUAAAAAGCGUUGGUAGUCAUUGGAUUCAAAUUGACUGGGAAGGUCAUACUCACUAUAGUUCAACUAGUUUUGUUAUAGAAUAUAGUGAAGUGGGGAGUGGCGUGAGUUAUUCCAUUAGUGUCAAUGAAUCCAGUGACAAUAGACUCUACACUGCAUUGCUAACUGAUCUACUACCAGCAACACAGUACACUAUACAAGUUAUAGCUAAUAGUAUUGUCGGGACCAAUAAAAGUGAUGUAUUAGAUUUCACCACCAAUGAAGCAGCUCCAUCUGGACCUCCACUCAAUUUCUCAUUUCAUUGGCUGACAAAAAAGUUGUGCAUAUUUGCUUGGUCAUCACCAGAUCCUGUGAAAGCAAAUGGUCUUAUCAUUGGCUAUAGAUUUCAAUGUUUCAAUAAUACUGGUCUCUUCCAUGAUCUUACCACUAAUGCAACGAGUGUCUCAGUGAAUGAGCUGUCAUUGAAUAGUAGCUAUACUUGUAGUUUAGCUGCUUUCAAUGGAGCUGGAGCUGGACCUAGUACUAUGAUUGUAUUUUAUACUGAUGAGAUCGGAGGAGAAGGAGGAGGGGGAGGAGGAGGAACAAGUGUUGCUGAAGGCACAAGCCAAUUGUUUAGCCUGACCCUAUACACAAUUGCUCCAAUCUCUGUGCUAUUGAUAAUGAGUAUUGUAAUCAUUUCUGUAUUGGCAAUGACUGUCUGUUAUUAUAAACAAAAAUAUAAGAAGAGAAUGUCCUUUGUAAUGCCCAGUGAUGAUCACUCUUCUACUACAUCAUUCCAAACAACCACAAGGCCUACUCUCCCUGCUCCACUGGGAGCACCUGCACCUAAUGAACAAUCUACCCGCCAACAGCAACGCUAUGUGUCUAGUGAUACAAUACAACAGUUAUGUCACGGAAGACAAGAGGGACGGCAAGAUUGUACGUAUUUGUCCUCUCCUACCGAUAUCCCUAGUCCCUUUGAAUUAACUAGAAUCGAAUCUACUGUUUAGAUUGAUUAGUUUUUCCUAAUAAUAGAUUUAUACAAUUAACCACAAUAUUAAAAUUAUUAUUGUAGAAUGUUAUUUUAAGUGUUGCUGAGUCAGUGCAUAAUGACUAAGCAGGAAAACCCCCUUUACUUUCUAUAUAAUCCAGUGUAUCUAAGGACACUGUUACUUCAGAGAACAGCACAGAAAAAA